AUGUACACUGACGAAAAUUCCGAUCGUGAGAGUGAAUACGAGGAGAGGAGCCCCGACGAGAGUCCUAAUGUAACAAAAAAGUCAGUAUCCACUGUUGGGUUCAGAAACAAUCCUGAGAAUCAGAAUGCUCGGCCACUAGCUCUGCGUUCAACACAAUCCUUCACCGGGGCCAUCGAAGAAUUACGCUUUUCUAACAAUUUCCAACGACUCAAUCUUUGCAAUAGAACAAACGGCUCAUCCCCGCAAAAACUGACCGCAGGAUGCCCAUGUGGGUGUUAUUUAAGACCGGCCGCGUUAGUGCCCUUCAGGACGAGAGAGCGAAACACUCUAGCAUUACACGUAGUGUCACCGGAGGUACUAAACUAUCACGGAUACAACUUUGAACCGAACCAAAUAGCUAUGUUUUGGAAGAAAGACUGCAGAAUGUUUCUUUGGAAGGGCAAAAACAAAAGACAAGCAAUAUGA
Danaus chrysippus (African queen) is the source of this 465-nucleotide messenger RNA. The record is from the annotation of a GenBank genome assembly. NCBI's taxonomy places the organism in Eukaryota, Metazoa, Arthropoda, Insecta, Lepidoptera, Nymphalidae.